GCUCCCCGCUGCCCUGGUGCAACUGCGAAGCCAGCGGCUCCUGCCCGGAAGAUACAGCGCAGCUUUGCCAACCACCGAGAGUCGAGCGCAUUAUUUCUGAUUUUCCCCCAAACCCUGCCUGUGUUUUGCGUGGUGGUUUACUGCCAAGUCCCAUCUGCAUCCUGAAGAAACGCCAUGAACAGUGGCGUGUGCCUGUGCGUGCUGAUGGCGGCCCUGGCGGCAGGCGCCCUGGCGCAGCCCGUGCCCCUGCCAGACUUGGGGGGCCCUGCGGCCCAGCGGGACCAGGAGGCGACCCGAAGGCAGCUGAGGGCAGUGCAGAAGCUUGACGGCGAGCCCCGAGCGCACCUGGGCGCGCUGCUGGCCAGAUACAUCCAGCCGGCCCGGAAAGCAGCUCCUUCUGGCCGAAUGUCCCUGAUCAAGAACUCGCAGAACCGGGACCCCAGAUACAACACAGGUGACCGGGACUACAUGGGCUGGAUGGACUUCGGCCGGCGAAGCCUCGAGGAGUAUGAGUACCCCUCCUAGGGCCCUGGCCCCCCUCAGUGCCCCGGCAAGCACCCUCCUGACUCUCGGGGGCAGAAAAACAACACAAUCACACUCAUAACUAUAGUCUGUGAAGUUGGGCAUUUUCAGUGUCUAUUUAUCAAGUUCUCAAUGUGAAAAGUCUGUAGGUCGCCUGGCGCAGCCACACACCUCAGCAGAAUUGUACGAAUGGAAGACACACACGUCCCCUCCUCCAUGACUCCUGGUCCCCAAGUAUUGCUGUGCUAUUAAAGUGAUUUCAUUCUGCA
Messenger RNA from Artibeus jamaicensis (Jamaican fruit-eating bat), 791 nucleotides. It is a transcript of the gene CCK, whose product is annotated as cholecystokinin. Gene Ontology annotation, biological process: digestion. The record is from RefSeq and is a predicted model, not a curated record. Lineage: Eukaryota; Metazoa; Chordata; Mammalia; Chiroptera; Phyllostomidae. The coding region runs from base 175 to 525 and encodes 116 amino acids. Gene Ontology annotation, cellular component: extracellular region; axon. The transcript is spliced from 4 exons. Gene Ontology annotation, molecular function: neuropeptide hormone activity.